Calidris pugnax (ruff) is the source of this 8088-nucleotide messenger RNA. It is a transcript of the gene ITGB4, whose product is annotated as integrin beta 4. The record is from RefSeq and is a predicted model, not a curated record. The coding region runs from base 182 to 5785 and encodes 1867 amino acids. Gene Ontology annotation, biological process: cell-matrix adhesion; cell communication; cell migration. NCBI's taxonomy places the organism in Eukaryota, Metazoa, Chordata, Aves, Charadriiformes, Scolopacidae. The transcript is spliced from 41 exons. Gene Ontology annotation, molecular function: integrin binding. Gene Ontology annotation, cellular component: cell surface; membrane; integrin complex.
GAAAAAAAAAAAAAAAAAAAAAGAAAAGAAAGAAAGAAAAGGCCAAGUCUGGAAAUCAAGUGGCAGCAGCGAAGCAGCGCGUUCCCCCUCUGCCUUGGGAAGAAUUUCUUGGCUGGGUGUGUGGGUGCCUGUUAUUCGGGCUGUGGCAGAGGAUUUGGACACCGAGUCAGACCCGGCACUAAUGAGGAGGAAGAGGAUGGACGUCCUGCCACGGGUGUGCGCCAGGCUGCUCCUCCUGUCCCUGCUCUGUGCCACCAGCCUCUGCCAAAGGAGCAAAAAUAACCGCUGCGUGCUGUCCCGGGCAAAGAGCUGCACCGAGUGCAUCCGAGUAGACAAGGACUGCUCCUUCUGCACCGAUGAGAGCUUUGAAGAGCCUCGGUGUGACUUGCGGGAGAACUUGCUGCUGUAUGGCUGUGGGGAGAGCAGCAUCGUCUACACCAGGGGCGAGAUGCAGACCCUGCAGAAUUUCAGUAUCAACACGUCCCUGCAGAGGACCCAGGUGUCCCCCCAGAGCAUGCUGAUGCGGCUGCGAGCUGGGGAGGAGAUGAGCUUCGACAUGGAUGUCUUCCAGCCUUUGAAGAGCCCUGUGGAUCUCUACAUCCUCAUGGACUUCUCCUACUCUAUGUCUGAUGAUCUGGACAACCUCAAAAGCAUGGGCCAAAAACUAGCAAAGUUCCUGCAAGAAUUCACCUCUGAUUAUACCGUCGGAUUCGGCAAGUUUGUGGACAAAGUCUCAUCCCCUCAGACAGACAUGAGACCAGAGAAGCUGCGUGAGCCCUGGAACAACGCCGACUCCCCCUUCUCCUUCAAGAACGUCAUCCGCCUGACCAACAACAUCAACCAUUUCAGCCAGGAGCUCAGGAAAGAGCGCAUCUCUGGCAACCUGGAUGCCCCUGAGGGUGGCUUUGAUGCCAUCCUGCAGACAGCUGUUUGUAAGGAUAAGAUCGGCUGGAGGAAGGACAGCACUCACCUGCUCGUGUUCUCCACCGAAUCUGCCUUUCACUAUGAAGCUGAUGGUACCAACGUCCUGGCAGGGAUCCUGGCGCGAAAUGAUGAGCAGUGUCACCUGGACAGCAAAGGCACCUACGUGUAUGACACCAAGCAGGACUAUCCUUCAGUGCCCACCUUGGUGCGCCUCUUGGGCCAACACAACAUCAUCCCCAUCUUUGCUGUCACCAACCACUCCUACAGUUACUACGAGAAGUUGCACAAGUAUUUCCCCAUCUCUGAGAUCGGGGUGCUCCAGGAGAACUCUUCCAACAUCGUGGAGCUGCUCCGCACAGCCUUUGAGCGUAUCCACUCCAAGAUGGAUAUCCGAGCAGAUUUCAUCCCCAAAGCCAUAAAGACAGAGUUCACCUCCUCAAUGUACGAAAAGACAGAAUCUGGCUCCUUCUACAUCAGCCGUGGGAAAGUGGGCACGUUCAAAGUGCAUGUGAAGGCACUUGAGUACGUUGGAGGGCAGCACGUCUGCAGCCUCCCUGAGAAAGACCGGCAGGGAGUUAUCCACCUGAAACCCACGUCCCUGAGCGACAGCCUCAAAAUCACAGCCUCUGUCAUCUGUGACGUGUGUCCUUGUGAACAGCAAAAAGAGGUAAACUCACCCAAGUGCAGCUUCCAUGGGGACUUUGCCUGUGGACAGUGCAUCUGCCACCCAGGCUGGCGAGGGGACACGUGCGACUGCUCCCCGGCGUCGUCCCCCAACAACGAAGCCUGCAUCCUCCCUGGGGACGUGGAGCCCUGCUCGGGCCGGGGCGAGUGCCUGUGUGGGAAGUGCCAGUGCUACUCCGAGGACCUGACACAGCGCUUCGACGGGCCCUUCUGCGAGUACGAUGCCCUGCAGUGCCCACGCACCUCCGGCUUCCUCUGCAACGAUCGAGGUCGCUGCUCCAAGGGUGCGUGUGUGUGCCAGAGCGGCUGGGAGGGUCCGGGCUGUGAGUGUCCCACGAGCAACGACACCUGCAUCGACAGCCGAGGGGGCAUUUGCAAUAACCAUGGGAGGUGUGAAUGUGGCAGAUGCAUCUGUGACAUGGCUUCGCUGUACACCAGCUCCACCUGCGAAAUCAGCUACUCCCUGGGCUUCCAGGCUGUGUGCCAGAGCAUCCAGGACUGCGUUCGCUGCCAGGCCUGGGGAACGGGCAGCAUGAAAGGGAACUGCAGCAAGUGCCACCUCCAGAUCCAGAUGGUGGAAGAGCUGAAGAAAGAGGAGGCCAGUGAGCACUGCUCGUUCCAGGACGAGGAGGAUGACUGCACAUACCACUACACCCUGGAGGGAGACCCCACUGUGCUCCCCAACACCACUGUCCGCGUGCAGAAGAAAAAAGAGUGCCCGCCGGGGAACUUCUUCUGGCUCAUCCCGCUGCUCAUCUUCCUCAUCCUGCUUCUGGGGCUGCUGCUGCUGCUCUGCUGGAAGUUCUGCGCCUGCUGCAAGGGUUGCCUGGCCCUGCUUCCCUGCUGUGCACGAGGUCGCGUUGUUGGCUUCAAGGAGGACCACUACAUGCUUCGCCACAGCCUCAUGUCCUCUGACCACCUGGACACCCCCAUGGUCCGCAGUGGGUCCCUCAAGGGUCGGGACACCGUCCGUUGGAAGAUCAACAACAACGUUCAUAAGCAGAGUUUAACCCCUCUUGCUGCUGCCAACCCCAAAGAUCUCAUUCCCUACGGGCUGUCUCUGAGGCUGACACGGCUUUUCACGCAGAACCUGGUGAAGCCGGACACCCGGGAGUGCGAGCAGCUGCGCAAGGAAGUGGAGGAGAAUCUGAACGACGUUUUCAAGCACAUCCCCGGCUGCCACAAGCUCCAGCAGACCAAGUUCAGGUUACAGCCCAAUUCUGGGAAAAGGCAGGACCACACCAUUGUGGACACGGUGCUCACCGCCCCUCGCUCAGCCAAGCCAGAGAUCAUCAAAGUGGUGGAAAAGCACGUUUCCCAUGAGGCUUUCAAUGAACUGAAGGUUUCACCGGGUUAUUACACUGUGACCUCAGACCAAGAUGCUCAUGGGAUGGUGGAGUUUCAAGAGUCUGUGGAGCUGGUGGAUGUCCGUGUCCCACUCUUCAUCAAGGAGGAUGAUGACGAUGAGAAGCAGCUGCAGGUGGAGGCCAUUGAUGUCCCCACCGGCAUCGCAGACAUUGGCCGCAGGCUUGUCAACAUCACCAUCAUCAAAGAACAAGCCAGCAGCCUCAUCACCUUCUUGCAGCCAGCCUACUCCCACAGCCGCUUUGAUAAGGUGGCCAAGAUCCCUGUCCUCCGGGAGAUCAUAGAAAACGGGAAAUCCCAAGUCUCCUACAGGACCCGGGAUCUCACCGCCAAGAAUGGCAGGGACUACAUCGUCACAGAGGGUGACCUGGUCUUCCAGCCUGGGGAGACCCGAAAGGAGGUGCAGGUCCCCUUGCUGGAGCUGACCGAAAUAGAUACCCUCCUACACAACUGCCAGCUCAAGCAGUUCACCAUCGACCUCUUCCAUCCCAAGCACGGUGCCAAGAUCGGCCGAUACCCCCAGACCACAGUGACCAUCGCUGACCCAGAGGUGGUGGAUGGUGUCCCCUUGAUGACUGGACUGGGCCAGGUCUCCCAGUCCCCUAAAGGCCGCCUGAGUGCACCGCUUAAUCCCAAUGCCAAUGCUCUCAGCUCCAGGGAAAUCCGCUUCAACUGGUUUCCUCCACCGGGAAAACCUCUGGGGUACAAGGUGAAAUACUGGAUCCAAGGAGAUUCUGAGUCAGACGCCCAUCUUAUUGAUGUCAAAACAGUAUCAGCAGAGCUGAGUAACCUCUAUCCCUUCUGUGACUACGAGAUGCAAGUCUGCGCCUACAACGCCAUGGGUGAAGGGGCUUACUCCGACAUCAUCCACUGCCGCACGCUUGAGGAUGUCCCCAGCGAGCCUGGUCGCUUGGCUUUCAACGUCGUGUCUUCUACUGUGACACAGCUGAGCUGGGCUGAGCCUGCAGAAACCAAUGGGGAGAUCACGGCUUACGAAGUCAGUUACGGACUCGUCAAUGAGGACAAUGCAUUCAUUGGCCCAUUGAAGAAGGUACUAGUUGAAGACCCAAAGAAGCGCAUGGUGCUGAUAGAAAACCUACGGGAGUCCCAGCCCUAUUGCUACAUGGUGAAGGCCAGAAAUGGUGCUGGCUGGGGACCUGAGAGAGAAGCCACCAUCAACCUUGCUACGCAGCCCAAGCGCCCAAUGUCCAUCCCCAUCAUCCCUGAUGUCCCCAUCAUUGAUGCAGAGGGAGGUGAGGACUACGACAGCUACUUGAUGUACAGCGCAGAUGUGCUUCGCUCCCCAGCGGGCAGCAAGCAUCCCAGUGUCUCUGACGAUUCAGGCUCCAGGUGGAAAUAUGUGCAGUUGCUGGGAGAAGACCUGGAUCUUCGCCGCAUCACCUGGAAGCUCCCACCUGAAACCAUUCCCCGCCUCUCUGGCAGCAGCCGCCUCUCCUCGGACACGGAGGGCCUCCUCCAUGAGGAGGACAGUGACGUGGCUACUGGCAGCCUGAGGAGGAGCGGGACACCCCGACCCCAAGCAGAGCACUUGCUGAAUGGCCGGGUGGACUUCUCCUUCCCUGGCAGUGGCAGUGGCACACUGACGAGGACAACUAACAGCAGCUACCACCAACUGAGCUCACACAUGCAGCAGGAGCACAGGGUGAUGGGGAGCUCCUCACUGACAAGAGACUACUCCACGAUGCUAAUGGGGCACGAUUACCCAGGGAGAUUCCUCCCUCCCAUCCAUGAAGAUGCUGGGAGGACAAUCCCACGGCCCCGGGAUGUGGGUUUCAGGAGCAGGGUAAAGGUGAAGGGUUACUACCCCAGCACUGGCUUUCGGGACUCUAUAAUCAUGACUGAUGGGUCCGCAGGGAUUUGCAAGUACAUAGACUCCAGGCUGCCACUGGGCAUCCCUGACACCCCCACACGUUUGGUGUUCUCUGCCCUGGGACCCACCUCCCUGAAGGUGAGCUGGCAGGAGCCGCACUGCGAGAAGGAGGUGCAGGGCUACAGCGUGCAGUACCAGCUCCUCAAUGGAGGAGAGGUGCACCGACUCACCAUUGCCAACCCCUGCCAGAACUCGGUGGUGGUGGAGGACCUGCUGCCCAACCACUCCUACAUCUUCAAGGUGAAGGCACAGAGCGAGGAAGGCUGGGGCCCCGAGAGGGAAGGAGUCAUCACCAUAGAGUCCCAGGUGGACCCGCAAAGCCCACUCAGCCCCGUACCAGGUUCACCCUUUACACUGAGCACACCCAGUGCUCCUGGACCACUGGUUUUCACUGCCCUCAGCUCUGACUCCCUGCAGCUCAGCUGGGAGAGACCCCGCAAGCCCAAUGGGUCCAUCUUGGGCUACAUGGUCACCUGCGAGAUGCUGCAUGGAGGAGGGGAGCCCAGGAAUAUCUAUGUUGAAGGAGACAAUCCGGAAACUACCCUUACUGUGCCCCACCUGAGUGAGAACAUCGCAUACAAGUUCAAAGUGCAAGCCAAGACCACCCAAGGCUUUGGGCCAGAGAGAGAAGGCAUCAUCACCAUCGAAUCUCAGGAUGGAGGCACUUUCUCCCAGUUUGGAGGACAGCAGUACAUGAGAGAAGAAGUGUACAACUUCCCCACCGAAUACACCACCAAAACCAGCAUCACCCAUUCCUCCCUGGAUCCCCACUUCACAGAUGGCAUGUUGAUGACGACCCAGCAAGUGGAAAGCGCCAGCAGCACCCUCACCAAACAGGUCACCAAAGAGUUUGUGAGCCGGACAGUGAUGUCCAGCGGGACCCUCACCAAACAGAUGGAGAGGCAGUUCUACGAGGCCUGAGGCAGGACAGGCCACCUGCCAGCAGGAUGCUGACGUUCAGGUGGCAUGAUUUUGUGGAAUGAUCCAAGGGUGCUUCAUCCAGAUGCUGCCACGGUGCCUGGGCAGCUCCUCCUGUGGGCAUUCCUCCAUGGCACUUCAAGCUCUGGACCUCUCCUUUGGAACCCAGCACACUCCAAGCUCCAGUACAGUUGGGUCACCAGGUGUGUGCUCAUCCUUCAGGGCUUGUUCACCCUGUCCUGCUCUCCAGAGACUCAGUUCUGCAGAGUCCGCAGGGAUGUCUUCCAUGAACAAUCACUGCUCACUCCAAUACCAGUCUUCAACGCCCAUCUCCACCCAAAUACACCUGCAACUGCAGAAAUUCAGGUGUCUCGAUGGCUCCAGCCUCCCCAGAUAAACGGAAUGGAAUGAUUUAUUCUCAGGUCCUCUGUUUCGAGAGGAUCCCAGCUGACAACAUCCUGAGUGAUUGAGGGUCAUCGUUUCCAUCUUUGCUUUGGGCAACUUGGCUGCCCGCUGGGGGUGGUGAUUUGUUCUGUUUGGUGUUUUAUGAGAGCUGCAAGGUGGGGGGUUGGGGUAACCUGCGCUUUCUUCCUGCACCUAUUUGUGUCUAUUCUUCGCUGCUAACAUUGGGUACCAGGAUAGCAAAGUAUAACCUUUCAUUUGUAUAGCCUUACUCGUGAUGGCCUCCGAAGCAUUUUUAUUUGCAUACAAUAUUGUACAGUUUUCGUAGUAUAUAUAUAAAUAUAUAUAAAUGUAUUUUAUUAUUUUAUAAAAAAAAAAAAAGAGGUGUAUGAGAUCUAUGCUGAAUAUUGAGGCUACACUGGGACUGUGUCUGCUGAGAAAUGGGAAUAACUGGAAGGAAUUAGUUAACAGCUUAAUCCAAAGGCUACUAAACCCUGUGGAAAGCCUGUUGAUGAGUUGGUGGGCUCUCUCUUGGGCUUUAUCCCCCAGCACUGGAGGCUCCAGCAGAAGGUUCCCUGCACAGCAACCCCCAGCCAAGCAGUCUCCAGCCACAGCACAGACACAGCCGGGCUGGGAGCUGCUGGGGAUGGUCUGGGCAGUGGUGCCUGGAGAUGGGAAUGGUUCUUGGGAUUUCUUACAAGGCUGACGUGGAGAGCACGAGAUUUUGGGGGGCAGAAGAUGUCGGGUAUCUUUUAAAAGCCCUUUUGCCCAACAGCAACGUCCAUAAAGGGAGCUGUGAUGCCUCAAUAAACACAAGGGAGGAGCAAGCCUGGGGAACAGCGGGUGCUCUCAUCAUCCCGAGUGAGCCUCUGAGCCUCCUUCAGCCCUCGGCUCUCACUGUCCUUGGAUGGUGCUGGGUGCAGGGCUGAGCUGAGACCUUGCUGGGCCUGGUUUCCUGGCUCUGGGCAUGAUGCCUGCCAUCUCGCUGCCCUCUGCCAGCGGGAACAAUUGGGAUCUGUGUCUUGCUGACCAGCCCGUUUCCCUGGUGUGCUUCAGCUGCACGGGAGCCGGCGAGGAGCCUGCCCAAAGCAAGGAUCCCACCCAAAGCAGCAGCUGCCACCGUUCUGGAUUAGAGCUUCCAACCAAAACAGCAGCUGCCUGGUCUCCUGGGCACCAUCGCCUGCCUGAUUUGAUCUGACACUGGACCUUGGCUGUUGUGUUCUUUUUCUGUUGUUGUUGGGGUUUUUUUUUGUUUGGUUGCUGGAUAUUUUUUUUUGACUUGGAAGAUUGUCCAGCACUGACACCACUGAGAGCUCCCUCUCCUCUCCGGGCUGUUCUCUCGAGUGGGAUGAGUUGUACAUGUUUGAGCCAAAGAUGCACAGGGGUGACUAAAGUCCCCUGGAGUCUCCAGGGCUGCAGCUGGAGCAAGGUUGAACUUGAAGCAGCUUUUGACCCACCGCUGUGGUUCUUCUGUGCCUUCAAGAAGCACUCAUUUUUCCUGAGCAAGUACCAGUGGCAUUAACCUGCCUCCCCGUUCCCAUCUCACCUUUGUGAUGGGGGUUUCCUCUCCAGCUGAUGUAUCUACUCCUGCACAAGGACUCCAGGCUCCACUCCCUGUGCUUUGUGGUCCAGGGUAAAACGCUGACAACCACCCAAAAAGGGAGCCCCACUUCCAAGCAUUUUAACCAAAGACUACCCUGUUAUCCAAGCACAGAUCUGCUCUCCAGGGUGUCACACCACCCCCACGCACAAGGUGGCUGUGCCCCUAACCCAUGCCUCGCGCUAGAACAGCAUCACUUCUUAAUUUUCAUCUGGUCCUUAGGGCUGGUGGUGGUUCAGUCUUUCCAAGGGUGGAUCCAGCAGCCUGCUCUGACAGCGGGUCUCUGAUCAGAUGGUUUCCUAUU